Messenger RNA from Pteropus alecto (black flying fox), 4976 nucleotides. RefSeq names its product filamin A interacting protein 1 (gene FILIP1). The transcript has 7 exons. The coding region runs from base 511 to 4044 and encodes 1177 amino acids. The record is from RefSeq and is a predicted model, not a curated record. NCBI's taxonomy places the organism in Eukaryota, Metazoa, Chordata, Mammalia, Chiroptera, Pteropodidae.
GAUAACCCAGCUGCCGAGGAACUGAGUAGAGCCGGCUCCAAACUUCUCAGCUGUUGACAGGCUUGACUUGCUGAGAACACUGGUUAAAUAUAGCACGCGCAAGCCAGCUCCUCAACAAAGUCAUUGCUCUGACGGUGUUGUGAAGGGAGCAGAAGACGAGAAACCUAAUCUCAGAACCCAACAACACCUAGCAACAGUUGAAAAAACUUUUAAACAAAAGUCUAGCUGGGUGGGAGAUAUACAACAGCCUCCAGUUUCUGCUGAUCGGGAUUUCAGGGAGAAGAAGCUGCUUUCCCCUUCUCUCUACUCAGUUUCCUGCAUGACUUCAGCUAUUGGCUAGUCCUAGGAAAGAAAGUGGGAAAAGCUUUUUCCUCUGUAUUCUUUUGGGCUGGAUAGUUUUCCAAGACUCCAAUCUCUCUUGGGCUGUGGGACAAGCCACUGGGUUCUUCAAAGGAUAAACUACCCCAUAAAGGACAUACCCUUGGUUAAACAAGCUGCUGUCAGGUGGGAAUGAGAUCCCGAAACCAGGGUGGUGAAAGUUCAUCCAAUGGGCAUAUCUCCUGCCCCCAAUCCUCCAUCAUCAGCAAUGCUGGUGAUAAAAGUCUCUCAGAAGAUGCAAAAAAGAAGAACAAAUCAAAUAGAAAGGAGGAUGAUGUCAUGGCCUCAGGAACUGUCAAACGACACCUAAAACCAUCUGGAGAAAGUGAACGAAAGAAUAAAAAAUCCUUGGAGUUAUCCAAAGAAGACCUCAUCCAGCUACUCAGUAUAAUGGAAGGGGAGUUACAGGCCAGGGAAGAUGUGAUCCACAUGCUGAAGACAGAGAAAACCAAGCCUGAGGUUCUGGAGGCUCAUUACGGGUCUGCGGAGCCAGAGAAAGUGCUGCGGGUCCUGCACCGAGACGCCAUCCUAGCCCAGGAGAAAUCCAUAGGAGAAGAUGUCUAUGAGAAACCGAUUUCAGAGCUGGACAGACUCGAGGAAAAACAGAAAGAAACUUACCGGCGCAUGCUAGAGCAACUGCUGCUGGCAGAGAAGUGUCACAGGCGCACAGUGUACGAGUUAGAGAACGAGAAGCACAAACACACUGACUACAUGAACAAGAGUGACGACUUCACCAACCUGCUGGAGCAGGAGCGGGAGAGGUUGAAAAAGCUCCUUGAACAAGAAAAGGCUUACCAAGCCCGCAAAGAAAAGGAAAAUGCUAAGCGGCUCAAUAAACUAAGAGAUGAGCUUGUAAAACUCAAGUCCUUUGCACUCAUGCUGGUGGAUGAAAGACAAAUGCAUAUCGAGCAACUUGGCCUGCAAAGCCAGAAAGUACAAGAUCUUACUCAGAAACUGAGGGAAGAAGAAGAAAAGCUCAAAGCCAUCACUUCCAAAUCCAAAGAAGACAGGCAGAAAUUGCUCAAGUUAGAAGUGGAUUUUGAACACAAGGCUUCCAGGUUUUCCCAAGAGCAUGAAGAGAUGAAUGCUAAGUUGGCUAAUCAAGAGUCUCACAACAGGCAACUUAGACUCAAGUUGGUUGGCUUAACUCAAAGAAUUGAGGAGCUAGAAGAGACCAACAGAAAUCUUCAAAAGGCAGAGGAAGAACUUCAGGAAUUAAGAGAUAAAAUUGCCAAAGGGGAAUGUGGCAACUCCAGCCUCAUGGCAGAAGUGGAAAAUCUUCGGAAACGUGUGCUUGAAAUGGAGGGUAAAGAUGAGGAGAUCACUAAAACUGAAUCCCAGUGCAGGGAAUUGAAGAAGAAGUUGCAAGAGGAAGAACAUCAUAGUAGGGAGCUCAAACUUGAAGUUGAGAAGUUACAGAAGAGAAUGUCUGAACUGGAGAAAUUGGAAGAGGCAUUUAGCAAAAGUAAAUCUGAAUGCACCCAGCUACAUUUAAAUCUGGAAAAAGAAAAGAACUUAACCAAAGACUUGCUAAAUGAAUUGGAGGUGGUCAAGAGUCGAGUCAAAGAACUGGAGUGUUCAGAAAGUAGAUUAGAAAAGGCUGAAUUAAGCCUAAAAGAUGAUCUUACAAAGUUGAAGUCAUUUACUGUGAUGCUGGUUGAUGAAAGGAAAAAUAUGAUGGAAAAAAUAAAGCAAGAAGAGAGGAAAGUGGAUGGACUCAAUAAAAAUUUUAAGGUAGAACAAGGAAAGGUGAUGGAUGUAACUGAAAAACUAAUUGAAGAAAGUAAGAAGCUUUUAAAACUGAAAUCUGAAAUGGAGGAAAAAGUAUACAAUUUGACAAAAGAGAGAGAUGAGUUAAUAGGCAAACUGAAAAGUGAAGAAGAAAAAUCAUCUGAAUUAAGCUGCAGUGUUGACUUAUUAAAGAAGAGACUAGAUGGAAUAGAGGAAGUGGAAAGAGAAAUAACAAGAGGAAGGUCUCGAAAAGGACCUGAGCUCACCUGCCCAGAAGAUAACAAGAUUAAGGAACUAACACUUGAAAUCGAGAGACUGAAGAAACGUCUCCAACAGCUGGAGGUGGUGGAAGGAGAUUUGAUGAAGACAGAGGAUGAGUAUGAUCAACUAGAGCAGAAAUUUAGAACUGAGCAGGAUAAGGCUAACUUCCUCUCUCAACAACUGGAUGAGAUAAAGCACCAAAUCGCCAAGAAUAAAGCAAUAGAGAAAGGUGAGGCUGUGAGCCAGGAAGCUGAGCUGAGACACAGAUUUCGAUUAGAGGAGGCUAAAAGUCGAGACUUAAAAGCCGAAGUACAAGCUCUUAAAGAGAAGAUUCAUGAAUUAAUGAACAAAGAAGAUCAGCUUUCUCAGCUCCAAGUGGAUUAUUCUGUCCUUCAACAAAGAUUUAUGGAAGAAGAAAAUAAGAACAAAAACAUGGGACAGGAGGUCCUCAAUCUGACCAAAGAAUUGGAGCUUUCUAAGCGUUAUAGCCGAGCUCUAAGACCCAGUAUGAAUGGAAGAAGAAUGGUAGAUAUACCUGUGGCAUCAACUGGAGUACAAACUGAUGUGCUUAGCAGUGAGGCAGCAGAGGAAGAAACGCCAGCAGUAUUUAUACGGAAAUCCUUUCAAGAAGAAAAUCAUAUCAUGAGUAACCUUCGACAGGUGGGAUUGAAAAAACCUAUAGAACGAUCCUCUGUUCUAGACAGGUAUCCUCCGGCAGCAAAUGAGCUCACAAUGAGAAAGUCUUGGAUUCCAUGGAUGAGAAAAAGGGAAAACGGGCCUUCAGUCACUCAAGAGAAAGGGCCUCGAACAAAUUCCAGUCCAGGGCACCCAGGAGAGCUGGUUCUUUCACCAAAGCAGGGCCAGCCCCUGCACAUUCGGGUGACGCCAGACCAUGAGAACAGUACUGCGACCUUGGAGAUAACAAGCCCAACGUCUGAAGAAUUUUUUUCUAGUACCACUGUCAUUCCUACAUUAGGGAAUCAGAAACCAAGGAUAACUAUUAUUCCAUCACCAAAUGUUAUGUCUCAAAAACCAAAAAGUGGAGAUAGUACUCUCGGCACAGAACGAGCCAUGUCCCCAGUCACAAUUACCACAUUUUCCAGGGAGAAGACCCCGGAAGGUGGAAGAGGUGCAUUUGCGGACAGGCCCACGUCCCCCAUUCAGAUAAUGACAGUGUCUACAUCAGCAGCGCCAGCUGAGAUUGCAGUCUCUCCCGAAUCUCAGGAAAUGCCCAUGGGAAGGACUGUCCUCAAAGUCACCCCAGAAAAACAGACUGUUCCAACUCCAGUAAGGAAAUACAACUCCAAUGCCAAUAUCAUAACCACAGAAGACAAUAAAAUCCACAUUCAUUUAGGUUCUCAGUUUAAACGAUCCCCUGGGACUUCAGCUGAAGGAGCAAGUCCAGUUAUUACUGUUCGACCUGUCAACAUGACAGCUGAAAAGGAGAUUUCCACUGGCACUGUCCUUCGCUCUCCCAGGAACCAUCUCUCAUCACGACCCGGUGCAAACAAAGUGACAAGCACGAUCACCAUAACACCAGUCACAACCUCAUCUACUCGAGGAACACAGUCAGUGUCAGGACAAGACGGGUCAUCUCAGCGGCCUACACCCACCCGCAUUCCUAUGUCAAAAGAAAGCAUCAUCAUUCAUCAGUUACGUAUGAACUCCAGAUGAAAUGGUAAACCAAGCACAUACUGGGUGUGUGUACUUCCUCUGAAUCCCUGUUGAAUGGAUAGUAUUUCUACAGCCCUCCAUCAUCACUAAGGUUCUCUAUGCUACUGAUCACUACUGGAAAUAAUUUUCUACUUCCAGUGAAUCUUUUUUCUUAAGGAUAUAAUGUAAAAGCUAAAAAUGGAGUUUCUGGUAAUAUGAAAAUAGGUAGCAAGAGCAAUUCAAUCUUUGUGUCAAAAUAAAUUUCUCUUCCUUUUGCAAAGCUUUCAGGUCCAUGGGCACAUGCUAUGUAAUUUAUUUUUAUAAUACACUUUGUAAUAAGAUUUUUUUCCUAAAGUGUUUCCUUUUUCAUAGUCUAUGGCACAUAUAUCUGUAGAAUACACUGUCAGUUCUUUGAAAUAUUGAUAUUGGUGCAUUCGAAGCAGUAACCUCUUAUUUUUUUCUUUUAUCGACUUGUUAUUUCUGAAGAAGAAAAAGUACAACAUUCUCUAUGUAAUUUCUCGGGGUAAAUUCAAGAGGUAAAACAGAAGCAGGAGAUUCUGGAAGAGAUUUUAUUAUUGUUUGCACAAUGCUAUGGUUCUGAUCAUCGUUCAAUACUAAAAAAUAAUGCUCUCAUUUAAAGUUUAAUUUUAAAUACUUAAAGCCAGUUUUUAAAGUUGCUCUUUCCAGUCUUCUGUGCCAAACAAACAAACAAACAACCCUGGAUGAACUGAUUUUCAUAUGGAACAAAUUAAUGAAAGAAGAUGUAUAAAUUCUACCUGUAAGAAUGAUAGAAACAGCUCCAACUGACAGUUCAAUUAUGUUUCUGUUUGCAUUAUUUACAUAUAUGUACAGGAUUCACAAUAAGGAUGUCAAGAUAUAUUUCACAAUCUUUCUAAAUGAAAGCCUAAAAAUAAAAACUGAUCUAGAUAGUAUCAGCAUCUUUUUUUUUAAAU